AUGCUCCUCCUCGGGCUGCUGCUGCUGACCCUGCUGGCUGGUGCCCGCCUGCUGUGGGACAAGUGGAAGUUCCGCAGCCUCCAUCUCCCGCCUCUCGUGCCAGGCUUCCUGCACCUGCUGCAGCCCAACCUUCCCCUCUACCUGCUGGGUCUGACCCAGAAACUGGGGCCUGUCUACAGGCUCCGCCUUGGUCUGCGAGAUGUGGUGGUGCUGAACUCCAAGAGGACCAUCGAGGAAGCCAUGAUCAGGAAGUGGGUGGACUUCGCCGGCAGACCCCAGACAGCAUCCUAUCAGCUGGUGUCUCAGCACUUCCCAGACCUAUCCCUCGGGGACUACUCCCUGCUCUGGAAGGCUCACAAGAAGCUUACCCGCUCAGCCCUGCUGCUGGGCCUCCGCAACUCCAUGGAGCCGCUGGUGGAGCAGCUGACCCAGGAGUUCUGUGAGCGCAUGCGAGCCCGGGCCGGCACCCCUGUGGCCAUACAGGAGGAGUUCUCUUUCCUCACCUGCACCAUCAUCUGUCACCUCACCUUCGGAGACAAGGAGGACGCCUUGGUACAUGCUGUUCAUGACUGUGUCCAAGACUUGAUGAAAACCUGGGAGCACUGGUCCAUCCAAAUUUUGGACAUCAUUCCCUUUCUCAGGUUCUUCCCCAACCCAGGCCUCUGGAGGCUGAAGCAGGCCUUGGAGAACAGGGACCACAUGGUGGAGAAGCAGCUGAGGCAGCACAAGGAGAGCAUGGUGGCAGGCCAGUGGAGGGACCUGACUGACUAUAUGCUCCAAAGACUGGGGAAGCCAACAGCAGAAGAGAGCCACGGACAGCUCCUUGAAGGACAUGUGCAUAUGUCUGUGGUGGACCUGUUUAUUGGUGGCACUGAGACCACGGCGACCACCCUCUCCUGGGCCGUGGCGUUCUUGCUUCACCACCCUGAGGUUCAGCAGCGACUGCAGGAAGAGCUGGAUCGUGAGCUGGGCCCUGAAGCUUCAGGCUCCCAAGUCCCAUACAGAGACACCGCCCGGCUGCCCUUGCUCACGGCCACCAUCGCGGAGGUGCUGCGCCUGCGGCCGGCCGUGCCCCUGGCCUUGCCGCACCGCACCACUCGGCCCAGCAGCAUCUUGGGCUACGACAUCCCUGAGGGCAUGGUCGUCAUCCCCAACCUGCAAGGCGCCCACUUAGAUGAGACAGUCUGGGAGCGGCCCCAAGAGUUCUGGCCUGAUCGCUUCCUGGCCCCCGGCGCCAGCCCCAGAGUGCUGGCCUUCGGCUGCGGGGCACGCGUGUGCCUCGGGGAGCCACUGGCGCGCCUAGAGCUCUUCGUGGUGCUGGCACGGCUGCUCCGGGCUUUCACGCUGCUGCCACCCGGGGGCACCCUGCCCUCCCUGCAGCCCCGGGCCCACUGUGGCGUCAACCUCACCAUGCGGCCUUUCCAGGUGCAGCUGCAGCCCCGGGGGGCGGGGGCCCGGGCGCUGGGCCAGCACCCAUGA
Neogale vison (American mink) is the source of this 1479-nucleotide messenger RNA. RefSeq names its product steroid 21-hydroxylase. The transcript is spliced from 10 exons. The record is from RefSeq and is a predicted model, not a curated record. Gene Ontology annotation, molecular function: steroid 17-alpha-monooxygenase activity; heme binding; iron ion binding. The coding region runs from base 1 to 1479 and encodes 492 amino acids. Gene Ontology annotation, biological process: progesterone metabolic process; hormone biosynthetic process. NCBI's taxonomy places the organism in Eukaryota, Metazoa, Chordata, Mammalia, Carnivora, Mustelidae.